Messenger RNA from Danio aesculapii, 2272 nucleotides. It is a transcript of the gene mpped2a, whose product is annotated as metallophosphoesterase domain containing 2a. Gene Ontology annotation, molecular function: hydrolase activity. The transcript is spliced from 7 exons. The record is from RefSeq and is a predicted model, not a curated record. Bases 225 to 1109 code for a protein of 294 amino acids. NCBI's taxonomy places the organism in Eukaryota, Metazoa, Chordata, Actinopteri, Cypriniformes, Danionidae.
CGAGGGUCCUGCCCCAGCCCGGCUCCGAGUGCCACCUCUUCGGCUACCGACAUCUGCAUUCCCCGGCGUGUAUGGAGCAACAUCUUUAGAGAAAGCAUCUCAUCGUCCUCCUCGGCUCUUUCGAGGGUUCUUUUGCGUGUUUAAGUGGCGGUUCUGAAGGAUGCUGACUGCGUGGGUCGCUCCAGGGUCCUGGUGAAGAGUCUCAUGUGUCACGUGGAAAGAGAAUGGCCCACGGUAUGCCGACACAAGGCAAAGUGACCAUCUCGGUGGACGAGUACAGCUCCAACCCCACACAGGCCUUCACCCACUACAACAUUAACCAGAGCCGCUUUCAGCCGCCACACGUGCAUAUGGUGGACCCCAUCUCAUACGACACUCCCAAGCCGGGUGGCCACACGCGUUUUGUGUGCGUGUCGGACACACACUCGCGGACAGAUGGCAUCCAGAUGCCUUACGGGGAUGUUCUGCUGCACACGGGGGACUUCACCGAGCUCGGACUGCCCUCCGAGGUCAAGAAGUUUAACGACUGGUUAGGCAGCCUUCCGUACGAGUUUAAAGUGGUGAUCGCAGGGAAUCACGAGCUGACCUUCGACAAGGACUUCAUGACGGAGCUGGUCAAGCAGGAUUACUAUCGCUUUCCCUCCGUGUCCAAGUUGAAACCCGAGGACUUUGACAAUGUUCAGUCGCUGCUGACGAACUGUGUUUACCUGCAGGACUCUGACGUCACAGUCAAGGGCUUUCGAAUAUACGGCGCACCAUGGACGCCGUGGUUUAAUGGCUGGGGGUUUAAUCUGCCCAGAGGACAGUCUUUGCUGGAUAAGUGGAACCUCAUCCCUGAGGGUGUCGAUAUCCUCAUGACCCACGGGCCACCCCUCGGUUUCAGGGACUGGGUGCCGAAGGAGCUGCAGAGAGUGGGCUGUGUUGAGCUGUUAAACACUGUCCAGAGGAGAGUUCGGCCCAAACUCCACGUCUUUGGAGGAAUUCAUGAAGGUUACGGCAUCAUGACCGACGGGUACACGACAUUCAUCAACGCCUCUACCUGUACAGUCAGCUUUCAACCCACCAACCCUCCCAUCGUGUUUGACCUCCCGAACCCCACCAGCUCUUGAGAUGCCCGCAAAAGGCACCAAAUCCUAAAAUUCUUUCCUUACAUUUUCUAACAACUCUUCGGAAAAAAAAAAAAGUAGUUGAAUGUUUCUUUCAAAAUGACCAUCAAAUCUUUUGCAAGAAGAUUGAGUGGAAGUUUCCGAUGAUGGACGAGUACUGGCGCGAGUACAAAAGUGGUGAACAAUCUAACGAGAUGAGAUCUGAUUCAAUCUGUAAGAUAUUAAGCUUUGUGAAUUUGUAAAAUUGUCUCUCUCUUUUUUUGUCAAUAUUCGAAGUAUGUUGCUAUGCCAUUGUUCGUUUUUGUAUAUUCUUUUUGUUUUCAGGAUAAUUGAGCUUUCUUUUAGCUGACAGGGAUAAUGCCUUAAACUAGCUUUAAGUUCCCCCGGCUGGAGCCCCUUCUUUUCUGCUAGCGAAGAGAAAGCGUCAUAUUUAUUGUUUUUAUCCAAAACUAAAGGGGAUUUCUCUUUCUGUCUAUCUCUCUCUCUCUCUCUCUCUCUCUCUCUUUUUUGCAUUCAAAGAAUACUUUUCUAAUACAAGCGCAGGGAAGACAUGGAUGCAUUUUAACUCAUGUAUAUUCUGGAGCGCCUCAUUCUGCAUAGGAAUUGGAAAAUGUCUUAAAAUAUGAGUAUAUCUAUAUGUAUGUGUGUGUACGCUGUAAAAUCUCUAACUAAACUUGUGUUCGUUCGAAGCCUCUUGAAGAAUAUCAUUUUGCCUGUAAGUGAUGACUUUAACUUGACGAGCUCUUUCUGUUUUCACGAACUGUUCCUCUGAAGCUCAUUCAGUGUUGCCUACUUAAUAAACGAGUACUCCAGUUGAAGUUCUUUUAAUGUACAAUCUCAAAGGUUGUUUUUUUUUUCCUUCUCCUUCUUCAAACCUGCCCAAACCAGGUUUCAUUGUCCUUUUGAUAUCUUGCGUAUGGUAGUUUUUUUUUGUAAUUUUGCACUGUGUAAAUGCAGUCUUGCUAGCACAAAAAAAUUGUUGCCAAUAGUUGUUUAAAUUCUGUAAAUGCCUCUCUGCUUUUCUUUAAGUUACAGUUUCAUUCCUGGAGAAGUUUAGAUGCGUUUCCAGUUUUGUUUUGUUUUUUCUUCUUCUUUCUUCAGGUUUCAUUGUGAUAUAUUUAGCUGCCUUUAUAUGCAAAUAAAAUUGCAAGAUUUUUACUUCUAAA